AUGAAUGGCUUGAAUAUAGAGUCUGUUAAAAACAGUUAUAAAGCAAUUAUUCAAGCUUUAGAAGAAGAAAUUGAAAAUGAAGAUGGCAGAGAAGUAAAUGAAGCAUUUGGUAUAAUAUAAUAAAUAACAAUGAAUGAUUCAAAGUAUUUAAAUUCCAAUGUCUUCGUUUUAGGUAUAUUAACAAAUUUAAAAAGUGGACGAUUUAUAGUUUAUUUAUUUAUCUUACAUGAAGUAUUAAUUAAUAUUAAUAUUGUUUCUAACAAAUUUCAAGAAAAAAUGCAACCUUAGGGGAAUAUAAAAAUAUUAUUGAAGGUGUGAUGAUGACUUAAAAAUUCUAGAACAACAGAGUAUUUUUCUAAGCUUUGGUGUCAAGUAGAAAUCUUUGCUAAAGACAAUAAAAUAUCAAUACAAACGCCAUUUAAAGGUAAGAUUUAAUAAGCAUAUUAUAUUUAUUUAUAAUUAUAAUAAUUUUAAGGUAAUAUUUACUUAACUAGAAUGCAAAAGAAAAAGACAAGAGCCACACAAUCUUAAACAUUUUGAUACUACUGCAACCACAAGUGCUGAACAAAAUAUUAAUGACACCAUUGAAACCAUUGAAGAUUAUUUUAGAAAAAAUGCCUCCAAAUAGCUACAGCUGUUGAUCAAUUUCUUCAAUUAAACUUUGAGGAAAGUCUUUUCUUUGUAGAUUAUUAUAAAGUAAGUAUCGUAUCGGUUUCUGAAAAUUAAUUUUUAUUUACCUAUACUCUAGUUUUAUAGUUUUUUUUAAAAGUGAACCUGUAUUUUGUAUAUUUUUCAGGAUUUUAUGAAUGUAUCUAAAGAUGAUUACAGUCAGAAAUAG
Messenger RNA from Cinara cedri, 838 nucleotides. NCBI's taxonomy places the organism in Eukaryota, Metazoa, Arthropoda, Insecta, Hemiptera, Aphididae. The record is from the annotation of a GenBank genome assembly.